Acanthoscelides obtectus is the source of this 2833-nucleotide messenger RNA. Lineage: Eukaryota; Metazoa; Arthropoda; Insecta; Coleoptera; Chrysomelidae. The record is from the annotation of a GenBank genome assembly.
UUGCCGCAACAAUGUUGUCAGAUAUGAGCGAGAUGCCCACCAUACAGCUGGGUAACUUCACGUUACAAAUGGAACUGGAAGACCUCAGGCCCGAAGUUCAGGAAAUAGCGAGAAAGGAACUUAGGGAAACUCCAGAAAUUAAGAAAGAAGCAAUUGAAAAGUUAAGGGAGCUUUUAAAACGUAUGUUUCCACGCAGCUACAAAAUUACAUCGAGUUCUUUUGUUAACGUUUUCUUCUGUGCUUUUUCUUCACCUUAGGGUCACGGAGAUAAUAACCUGAUCCUAUUUUUAAUUGUGGAAUGAAAUAAACGAACAUAUUUGUGCAUUUGAAACUUUUUAAAUAACAUGUUUUUUCCUUUUCAGAGGAAAAAGACUUACAUGUACCUUUAAACAACGACAUAUGGCUGGUCAGAUUUUUGAGACCUUGUAAAUUUUACCCUGAAAGUGCCCUAGGACUGGUAAGACUUAAAACACUUAAAUAUUUUGUAAAAGUUCUGCUUGGUGCGAAACAAGUAUCUAGUGGUUGAAUAUCUCAUAAUUUCAUAGAAUAUGAAACUCUAGCACGACAAAGUACAAAGUACCUACUUGAUAUUCUUGCAUUUCAUUGCUGAUGUUUUAUGAGUAAGACGUAUAAUAACACUGUAAACAGGGUGUUAGCUAAACAUGCGGCAAAAAUUCAAGGGGUUAUUCCUCGGCCUAUUAUAAGAAAAUUUUGACUUUUGAUGAUUUCUGAAAAACACCCCUUUGUUUCGAAGAUACAGGGUGAACAAAAUUUGAGACAACCAUAUUCAAUAUUUAUUGAAAUCAUUAAUGUAAAGAAAAGUAUGCCAUACUCCAAUGAGUUUAGUAAGUACAAAAAAUUAUUGACGAAAACUUGGAACGGAUGUUUCAUCUACUGACGUACAAGUGGAUUUCAUUUAAAUAAGUAUCGUAACUUAUAAUGACCGGUAUCUGUCGCAGUUGUUUACAUUGAGUGACGUUUGGCUAUUUGACAUGUUAAUAGUGUAGUGAAGCUCUGUACCAUGUAUGAUAACACCGAGAUGACUGACAGCCAUUUCAUGUAUAUACUUGCUGAUGGCAAUUCAUUGGAAGCUAGACGAUUGUACUCGUACAUUGAACGGUUUCCUGACCGUAAUAUCCCCGUCCGAAAAAUCUUCGAAAACAUUCAUCGAUAUCUUCGAGAAACAGGCACGUUGAAACGAAAUGGGGGGCCAGGAAGAUUAAUGACUGUAAGAACGGUACAACUGGGAUAGUAUUGCAUUGUUAAUGGCUUUUGUAAGGAUUAGUUCUAAUUCCUCAGUUCCUGACAUAUUCUUUUCACCGAUGAAGCCAGUUUCACAAGAAAUGCAAUACGAAAUUUCCAUUACAACCAUGUGUGGGCAGUUGAAAAUCCGUAUGAGAUAUAUGUAAAUCGAUUUCAACAUCAGUUCUCCUUGAAUGUUCGGGUAGGAAUUGUGGGUGACUAUCUAAUUGGACCGCUAUUUCUACCAGCAAGAUUUACUGGCGUGAUUUAUCGUCACUUUUUGGAAGAAGCACUGCCCGAGUUUCUGCAUUUGCGACAAGAAUUGCAAUGUGGUUUUUGCACGAUGGUGCACCACCACAUAUCAGUUUGGUUGCUAGUGAUUUCUUAAUAGCAACAUACGGAGAUUGGUGGAUUGGUCGAGGUGGGCCACACGCAUAGCCUGCUCGAUCCCCAGACUUAAACCCCCUUGAUUUAUUUCUUAUCGGGGCUCUGAAGUCAUUAGUUUACGCUACUCCAGUGGAGAAUUCGUACUAAUUACGAAAUCAGAUAAUUGCUCAAUUAGAAACAACUCUGGUGUGUUUGAAAGAGUUCGGCACUCAAUGACGAGAAGAUUGAAUGCUUGUAUCCAGGCUGGAAGAAGUCAUUUCGAACAUUCAUUAUAAAACGGUAUUACGCUUUCAAAGUAAAACAUGCAGAUAUGUACGAUGGACUAUUACCUAGUAAAGAAAAGAAUGUUUUUGAACAAAAUAUCCUGACUGUGCAACCAAACAGGGACCAACAUGGUAGAAGAAUUUUAAUCAUAGAAUUAGGAAAAAAAUGGAAAACUGAUAAAGUAACGUUAGAUGAAGUAUUCAAAGGCUGCGUACUGUUCCUCGAGGCUGCUAUGUUAGAACCAGAAUCGCAAGUAUGUGGCGCCGUAGUCAUAUUCGACAUGGACGGUCUGUCUAUGGGACAGACUACCAAAUUCACACCCAUGUUCGCAAAGAGGAUAGUCGACUGGUUACAGGACAGCGUACCCCUGCGUAUCAAGAACAUCCACAUCGUGAACCAACCCUACAUUUUCAAGGUGGUGUUCGCUCUGUUUAAGCCCUUCUUGCGCGAGAAACUGCGCAACAGGAUCAUCUUCCACGGGACCGACCGCAAGUCGCUGCACCAACACAUGGCCCCCGAAUGUCUUCCGGCGUGCUAUGGAGGCACCUUGGAGCUGCCGCGUAUUGAUGGCGCCCAGUGGCUCGAGUUGCUGGAGAAGUGCGAUAACGAGUUCAAGGCUAUCAACUCCUACGGUUACAAAAAGAAGGUGGAUUCGUGAAAAUGAAAAAGAAUUACCACAUCACACAUAUAUUAUUUAUUUAGUCAAGAACGCUACAUCAUGAGAUCUGCGUGGAGAUGACUAUACAGUUUUAUAUAUAUUUUAUACGUGUUACGUUUUGAACAGUAAUUUCUUGAAAUGUUUGUUUCACAUGUUUUUACUUUUUAGCUCAGAUAUUAUUGUGAUAGAAUACAUCAUAUAGUUAAUUAUCUCUUGUAGCAGGUUACAUAACCUGUUGUUCUUUGUUGCCAAUAAAACAUAUAUAUUUUUGUCGUAACUUUA